CGUGUUCCGGCGUGUUGCGUAGGACCGAAGCUGUGGGUGGGGGAUACGCAAAGGUGGAAAUCGAACAAAAUUUGACUUGAGACUAAAAUAAACAGGCAACUCAAUAUAAUUUCAGAUGAAAAUGUCUGAAUUAACGGCGCCUACAUCAUUGGGGAAGGUGCCUGCUGAUCAGGCUGAGGGGAGGAAGCCUUUGAAACCAUGCUGUGCGUGUCCUGAGACCAAGAAAGUCCGGGAUGCCUGUAUAAUUGAGAAAGGGGAGGAGAACUGCAAAGACCUGAUUGAAGCUCAUAAAGAGUGUAUGAGAGCACUGGGAUUUAAGAUUUGAUGAGGCACUGUCUUUGGAAGAGUGCAGUUUUGUGUCUUGGAUUAAAUUAAUGUAUGCUGUGCUGCCUGAAGUUGAAUGAAGAUGAGUUGUAUGUGGAUAUAUUGCUACAGAAAAUAACUCAUCAAAAGCCGGAGCUAAAUACUCGACUUCCUUGAGAUAUAUUAAAAAUCUAUUAGAUUAACAAAAUUGUUUCUGCCAUUUCUUGUCCACAGUUAUUUAAAUCAGAUAUAUUUAAAUUUGUUUGAUUUAUCCUUAAAUAAAAGUUUGAAAAUUCCAUUUUGAUCCUAUUUCAUUUUGUGUAGGAUUGGCAAAACUGCUAUUCACCAUUGUACUGUGUUUUCAAGUUGCCCACUAAAUCAGUGUCCUAAGCUUGUAUUACAAAGUUCAAUGGCUGUACAGACUUUAUCUGUAUAUUGUAGUACAGAAACUGGUAAUGGAUAUUAAUAAGUUAGAUAUUUACACUGCAGGAGAGAAAUUUCAAUGUAUUUGCUACAUUAUUAAGAAAACACACAGCUUCUGAAACCCACUGCAUUAAAAGGUUUAAGCCUUCCUUUCCUUGCCUUGAAAUGUUAUCGUUGCUAUGGAUUCUGCCUGCUAUUCCAUUAGUUACACAUCAAGUGUGUACUUUUUAAUAGAAUAGAGCAAGAUA
Stegostoma tigrinum is the source of this 974-nucleotide messenger RNA. RefSeq names its product cytochrome c oxidase copper chaperone. The transcript is spliced from 3 exons. Gene Ontology annotation, cellular component: mitochondrial intermembrane space. Lineage: Eukaryota; Metazoa; Chordata; Chondrichthyes; Orectolobiformes; Stegostomatidae. Gene Ontology annotation, molecular function: copper chaperone activity; copper ion binding. Bases 116 to 325 code for a protein of 69 amino acids. The record is from RefSeq and is a predicted model, not a curated record. Gene Ontology annotation, biological process: mitochondrial respiratory chain complex IV assembly.